Lontra canadensis (Northern American river otter) is the source of this 1655-nucleotide messenger RNA. It is a transcript of the gene LAT, whose product is annotated as linker for activation of T cells. The transcript is spliced from 11 exons. The record is from RefSeq and is a predicted model, not a curated record. Gene Ontology annotation, cellular component: membrane. NCBI's taxonomy places the organism in Eukaryota, Metazoa, Chordata, Mammalia, Carnivora, Mustelidae. The coding region runs from base 597 to 1376 and encodes 259 amino acids. Gene Ontology annotation, biological process: signal transduction.
UAGCUACGGAGGCUGUGGCUCUUCGCUGGCCUGUAAGUGUCUUGCCUUCCUUCUGGUAGGAGUUGCUGCUCCUUGUCCCAGAGGUCAGCAGACCCCUCUUGAGGGCGCCGGGGUGGAGGGGUGGCUCUCCAGGCCUCUUCCUCCCCCUCCCCACUGGCUGGGUGGGGGUGGGAAGGGGGCGGGUGCAGCCAGGCUGAGCCUGAUGAUUUCCUGCCCUCACUCGGGGCUCACCACAGCUUCCUGCCACAGGCGGGCAGGCGCUGAGAGAAGCAGGCGCCUAGCCGAGUGGCAGGUAGGGCUGGGGCGCAGCGGCUGCGCAGGGGGACCGGCACCCCACACUCCGGCCCAAAGCCUGGCCGGAGGGCCUGGGGAUCACGGGGCUUCCCCCAGCCAGUGCUGACGCCCCCCACGCCACCGAACAAGGGGAGGGGGCCCAGCGACAGGCCCAAGGAAGGCAUAGCUGCUGACGCUCAGGCUUCCAGGCUGGUGCCCAUUCAGCUCCCGCACCCCUGCUGGCCCAGCCCUCACCCCGUGGCAGCUCAGCCCUCGAGGGUGUGCGGCGGGCAGCCGGGCCUAGUGCACGACGUCUGCUGCAGAUGGAGGCCGUGGUCCUCAUCCCCUACGUGCUGGGCCUCGUCUUGCUGCCUCUCCUGGCCGUGGCCCUGUGCGUGCGCUGCCGGGAGCUGCCAGGCUCUUAUGACACUGCGGCCUCUGACAGCCUGACCCCAAGUAGCAUCGUGCUCAAACGACCUCCCACAGUCGUGCCCUGGCCAUCAGCUGCCUCCUAUGGGCCUGUGACCUCCUAUCCACCCCUGAGCCAGCCAGACCUGCUCCCUAUCCCGAGGUCCCCACAGCCCCCCCGCAUGCCGUCCUCCCGGCAGGACUCAGAUGGUGCCAACAGCGUGGCAAGCUAUGAGAACGAGGGUACGUCUGGGGCCCCAGGUGCCCUGCUCGCAGGGAGGCUGGUGCCUGGCCUGGGCCCUGCUGAUCGCUGUGUCACUACCCCAGCACCCGUCUGUGAGGACGACGACGAGGAUGAGGAGGACUAUCCCAAUGCAGGCUACUUGGAGGUGCUUCCCGACAGCACACCGGCCACCAGCACCGCUGUCCCACCAGCUCCUGUGCCCAGCAAACCCGGCCUCCGAGACAGCGCCUUCUCCAUGGAGUCCGGGGAGGAUUAUGUGAAUGUUCCUGAGAGCGAGGAGAGUGCAGAUGCGUCUCUGGAUGGGAGCCGGGAGUAUGUGAACGUGUCCCAGGAGCUGCCGCCCAUGGCUAGGACUGAACCUGCUGUCCUGAGCUCCCAGAAGGUGGAGGAUGAGGACGACGAAGAGGAAGAGGGAGCUCCAGAUUAUGAGAAUCUGCAGGGCCUUAACUGAGGGUCUGUGUGAGGCCAAGCCCGACCUGGAACCAGCCUCGCCGGGAGCCCCCCACCCCCACUGAGCUGGGCGGCCGGCAGGGCUCUGGAUGGGGGCCCUACAUGGCACCCCGCCCUGAUGCCAGCCUGAGAUCAGUCUGAGAGUCUCCCCCCUAACUUAUUGUCACUUUGGGGUAUAGCCUGUGUGCCCCCAGCACUGCACCUUCUGACGUAGCCUGAGAAUGAACUACCCUGGCCCCGGCUCUAUUCUGCAGGAGAAUAAAGGCUGAUGUGGUCUGUA